AACACACUGAGCAAACACUAACGACGAAAAGAAAAUCGGGACAUCGCAUCGCAGAGUGCCCAGAACCUCCUAACCUGGACAAUGUCGAAUGUCGCAAAUGCAACAAGACCGGCCACUUCGCCAAAGACUGUCCCGAUGGAGGCGGCAGAGCUUGUCGCAACUGUGGCCAGGAAGGCCACAUUUCCAAGGAUUGUGACCAGCCCAGGAACAUGGACCUUGUUGUCUGCCGCAACUGCGAGGAAACUGGACACUACAGUAAAGAGUGCCCCAAGCCUCGAGACUGGUCCAAAGUCCAAUGUUCCAACUGUGAGGAGUAUGGACAUACCAAAGUCCGCUGCAAGCAGCCACCCAAAGAUUCGGAAGCUUUUACAGGCCAGAACUUCGGUAUUGCAGGUGAACAGCCGUCACAGGCUGAUAGCUACGCUGACAAUAGCUACGCCGACAAUGCGGGUGGCGACGGAGGCAAUGGAAGCACUUGGUAAUUCAUUUCCCAAAUGCAGCAUCCCAGAGACACUUGAUUUAAAGGACUUAGCUUUCUACUCAAAUUAUCGUUGGCCCUGAAAUGGGAAAGAUUUACUACGCAGUCAGAUGAGGAUGUGAUGAUAUGCUCCUGGGCAGAUACGAGAAUACAGAAACAAGGGGCUUCAUAUAUAGGUAGAUGAUGGCUUAGCACUGGAAGGUAUUUACCGCGUUGCCUCUGAUAAAAUGAUUCAAG
Trichoderma asperellum CBS 433.97 is the source of this 715-nucleotide messenger RNA. RefSeq lists its product as uncharacterized. NCBI's taxonomy places the organism in Eukaryota, Fungi, Ascomycota, Sordariomycetes, Hypocreales, Hypocreaceae. Gene Ontology annotation, biological process: positive regulation of cytoplasmic translation. Gene Ontology annotation, molecular function: zinc ion binding; mRNA binding; translation regulator activity. Gene Ontology annotation, cellular component: cytoplasm. The record is from RefSeq and is a predicted model, not a curated record.